AUGGGAAUCUUCUCGAACUCUCCGUUCGCCAAAUAUGUUCAUGCCAUCAAGCAGUCUCCCCGUGGGAUCUACAACCACCAACUCAUUCUGACGGUGGUCAUGUAUGCUCUCGGUGGUAUGCCUAAAGGAUGGGACGAAGGUACUACAGCUUCAGUCACCCAGCUCAAGAGUUUUCAACGAGAGUUCGGCAUCACACCGAAAGGCAAUCCAGGCCAGAUAUCCAACAUCGUUUCCUUUGUCAACCUCACAGCCGGUAUUGGAGCGCUCUUGUCAUUCUUCCUGAACGACAAGCUGGGUCGGAUCUGGUCAUACCGGCUAUACAUGGCGAUCUACGCAGCAGGCAACCUCAUUGAGACCUUCUCGUACGGCAGUCUUCCAGCACUUUAUGUCGGUCGACUGGUCGCUGGGGCGGGCAUUGGCGCCCUCACAGUGGUCGGACCAAUGGCCAUCGUCGAGAUCGCACCAGCCAUGACGCGUGGAUUGAUGACACUCUGGUUCAACGUCUGCAUGCUCUCGUCACAAAUGGUUGGAAUCUUUGUGGUCUUUGGGUGCAACUCCCACAUCCCAGCUUCGAAGAACCUUCAAUACCAAAUACCGUUCUUCGUGCAAUGCUUUGUACCUGCGAUUGGCGUCAUCAUGUCUUUCUUCCUCCAUGAGUCACCGAGAUGGCUCUGCCUGAGAGGUCGCAAUGAGGAGGCUCUCAAGACUCUGACUACCCUGCGUGGCAUGAGAAGCGACGACCCUUUCUUGCUGAAUGAAUGGGAGAUGAUGGCGACGCAGCUAGCGCGAGAGCAGUCUGAGUUCGGUGACACUGGCUACGGCUCGAUCAUCCGCGAGACCUUUCGCGUUCGAUCCAAUCUCCGCCGCAUCCAGCUCACUGUCGUCGCAUACAUCCUCGCGCAAUUCUCAGGGGCAAAUUCGGUCACGAACUAUCUCCCCGAAAUCUUCGGAAUCAUCGGCGUCGAAUCCACGGAUGUUAAGGUGUAUGCAUCAGGCUUGUACGCGUUGGCAAAGCUUAUCUGCUGCAUUGCAGCGUCGUUAUUCUUCGUAGAUGCGCUCGGUCGAAGGAAGUCUCUCUUCACAGGUGUCACGGUACAAGCAAUUUGCCACAGUUACCUUGCUGGUUAUCUAUUCUGGUUCAUGCGCAACGAGGACGGCAUGCCGAAGGGUGCUUCAGAUAUGGCCAUUGGUGUGAUCUACAUUCACGCUUUUGGCUGGGCAGUCGGUCUAUACACUUUGCCAUACCUCUUCGGCGCUGAACUCUGGCCGAACCGGAUUAGAUCCUUUGGUGGUGCACUCUCCCAAGGUUUUCAUUGGCUGUUCUAUUUCGCGAUCACAAAAGCCACGCCUUCUCUUCUCAACACGAUGAAUCAGUGGGGAGCAUUUGUAUUCUUUGUAGGAUGGUGCAUUAUUGCUCUGGUUUAUGCAUACAUCAUGGUACCCGAAACAGCCGGUCGAGCCCUGGAGAACAUGGACGCGCUAUUUGAAAACCCAUGGUACAUGAUGAGGAAGGUCGCUGUUGCUGCGCCCAGCAACAAGCUUGAUGAAGAGUUUGGAAACACGACUGUAGCAGACUCCAAGAGCAUGGUUUCGCAGAUCGAGCGCGUGCGAUGAUGCAAGCAUGCCAGAGUCGAGGAGGCGUUGAGGUUCAAGGAUGCAGGCAAAACUGGAAUAUGGUUU
This is a messenger RNA of Macroventuria anomochaeta, 1680 nucleotides long. RefSeq names its product putative transporter. Gene Ontology annotation, biological process: transmembrane transport; carbohydrate transport. Gene Ontology annotation, cellular component: membrane. The record is from RefSeq and is a predicted model, not a curated record. The transcript is spliced from 5 exons. NCBI's taxonomy places the organism in Eukaryota, Fungi, Ascomycota, Dothideomycetes, Pleosporales, Didymellaceae. Gene Ontology annotation, molecular function: carbohydrate:proton symporter activity. The coding region runs from base 1 to 1614 and encodes 537 amino acids.